Messenger RNA from Oncorhynchus keta (chum salmon), 759 nucleotides. RefSeq names its product urokinase plasminogen activator surface receptor-like. NCBI's taxonomy places the organism in Eukaryota, Metazoa, Chordata, Actinopteri, Salmoniformes, Salmonidae. The transcript has 5 exons. The coding region runs from base 33 to 719 and encodes 228 amino acids. The record is from RefSeq and is a predicted model, not a curated record.
UGCAUCUCGACAAACAUAUACCACACCUCUAAAUGAUAACAGAUAAAUGCGGUAACUUGGCACACACUAAAUCAUUUCACCUCCUUCAGCUCCAAGUCAAAAUGUACCUUAUUGUACCCAUCCUUGUGAGCUUGAUACUCCCCAAAGCAUAUUCACUCAAGUGCUUUGAGUGCACACCAGGAGAAUCGGGAGCAUGCACGGACAAGGAGACUGACUGUCCAACCCAAUGUGGAAACACGCGGAUUACAUCCUAUAUGGGUGGUACAACAUUAUCCGAUGUGAACCUGAAGUCUUGCUCAGUGCCUGCACAGUGUCUCACUGCAUCGGUGAAUUUUGGAAUGAUGCGCACUAUGAUAGCCAGCACAUGCUGCAAUACAGACCUCUGCAACUCCAAAAGCAUCCCUGAAUCUACUAAAACCACCCCUAAUGGCAAGAAGUGCUUCACCUGUACCGGAACGGACUGCACGAGCGCGCUGAGCUGUGAGGGAGACGAGGACCGCUGUAUCUCAACAAUAGUGAACAUGGGUGGCGAGAAGAUGACAAUGAAGGGAUGUGCCUCCAAGAGCAUCUGUGUGGGAGACAUGUCAGGAGCGCUGGGACCCACCAUGGGCAUUGACAUGAAGUGCUGCGAGGGAAACCUGUGUAAUAACGCCCAGAGCAUCGGACUGAGCCUCCUGCUCCUGGUGACAUCCAUGGUCUCUGUGGUCCUGUUCCACUGAGAGACACCGUCCCUUCACCUCCUUGCCUCCCCUUCUCUCC